Acaromyces ingoldii is the source of this 2700-nucleotide messenger RNA. RefSeq lists its product as hypothetical. The coding region runs from base 1 to 2700 and encodes 899 amino acids. The transcript has 3 exons. Gene Ontology annotation, molecular function: GTP binding; GTPase activity. The record is from RefSeq and is a predicted model, not a curated record. Lineage: Eukaryota; Fungi; Basidiomycota; Exobasidiomycetes; Exobasidiales; Cryptobasidiaceae. Gene Ontology annotation, biological process: translation.
AUGUCUCGACACCGUGCGGUCCGCAACCUCGACCUGGACGAUGAGAUGGCAGAGGAUGAUUUCGACUCGGGAGCCGAGGACCCGUACGAGUCGAUCACGGCCGAGGAGCGCGCGGCCCUGGACGAGGCAAUGACCACCUUGACCUCGGUCUUGGGUCCAUCGCCCCAGAACGGCUUCACCGAACGAGAGAUGCAAGACCAGCUUUGGGAAGCGUACUUUGACGUCGAUCAGGCAACUUCCGCGCUCAUUGAGGAGCGCAGUCGCAGAGAAGCGCGCGACAAGAAACGGGCAGGCCUGGAUGGUGACAGCGAGGCGCAGGUAGACGAGGAAGAGGAAAGUGGCGCGCCCUUAUCUGCACUACAGCGCCUCUCGAUUCAGAGGCGUGUGGCAAAGCAUCCAAGUGGAGCCACAACAGCGCCUGGAACGAGGGGUCUCGGUGGUGGGGGCAGGGCUGGUCUGGCCAAGAAGAAUCUCGCUUCCUUGGCUCCUCCAGAGCUUCAGCAGCCACCAAGAAGAAGCGCACCAUCAUCUUCUUCGUCGAGGCUUGCACAGCUGGCUGCUGCGAAGCGAUCCUCGUCAAAGCGUCCCGCUGAUGCUACCCACCCUGGCGCAUCGUUGUCGUCCAAUGGGUCGACGACGGCUCCUCGUCCGAGCAAACUUGCUGCGCUGGCCGCAAGCCGGGCAAAAGCGCCGUCACCCAUCCCAAGCUCUAUGGAACCCGAAGUCGCAGAAGGCUUAGAGGCAGGCAAGCCUCUCUCGAAGCUGCAGCAGAAGGUGCUGGCUGCCAAGCAGAAGAAGGCUGCUCAAGGGACUCAGAUCAGCAAGGAAGAGAUGCUCGCAGAGAGAGCCAGAGAGCACGAGAGAUUAGAGGAAGAGAGGCAAAGACGGGAGCUACUGCCAUCGGGAGAUGCCAUUGUCUCCCUCUUUCCUUCGGGAGGCGUGGGCGACCCGACCGCAGGGUCCCCGUUUACAAGGAUCCUGCAGCCGGGACAAGAGGGAGGAGGCGAGGUACCGGGUGGAUCGCCUUUUGAUCAAGGCUGCGAAGAAUACAGUCGCUUUCAGACCGUAUUCUCCGAGCCAAGUCCUGAUGACAUCCAGCAGCAAGCGAGGGCAACACCAUCGAGCUCCAAGCCGGCCUCUGGCGCUUCAACACCAGCAAGAGGGGCCAAGCCAACGGGAGCCGGUAUCGCGUCCAAGUCGAAAGAUCCUUCGGUGUCACAAUUACGAUCCGACAUUGAGGGCAUGGGCCUGACAUCGACCAAGGAUGAUGGUGCCGCGGCGUCAAAGAUGGCGAGCAGCAGCGCGGGGGGGAGCAGCGCCAAAGGAAGCGUUCCUGGCACGCCAAAGGUGCUUCUGUCCCAUGAGCGCGUCGUCGAAGAGUUUCGCCGAAAGGAGGACAGCGAAGGCAGAAAACACCUCAGUCUCGUCGUCGUGGGCCAUGUUGAUGCGGGCAAGAGUACCUUGAUGGGGAGAAUGCUACAUGAGCUUGGCAGCCUCAGCGAUCGCGACCACCUCGCCAACGAACGUGCGAGCGCAAAGCUGGGCAAGGGCAGCUUUGCCUACGCAUGGGCACUGGACUCAAGCGAGGAAGAGAGGCAGAGGGGUGUCACGAUUGACGUGGCCCAGGACAGUUUUGCGACGCCACAUCGAACAUUCACGCUUCUCGAUGCGCCGGGCCACCGCGACUUCAUUCCGAACAUGAUCAGUGGAGCAGCACAGGCCGAUGCCGCCGUCCUCGUCGUCGACGCAGCCAAGGGGGGCUUUGAGGCUGGCUUUGGCCCGCAGGGACAGACGAGAGAGCAUGCCAUCCUUGUGAGAAGUCUGGGCGUCCAGCAGCUCAUCGUGGCCGUCAACAAACUGGAUGCCGUCGGAUACGAACAGAGCCGCUACGAUGAGAUCGUCGCCGCACUUCGACCGUUCCUCUCGCACACCGGCUUUUCCGAGAGCAAGCUGACCUUCGUUCCUUGCGGUGCCGCCGUCGGCGAGAAUCUCCAGCAACGGUCGGAAGAAACAGGCCUUUCGAUGUGGUACAGCGGCCCGACGCUGGUGGAGGCUCUCGAUAAGCUCGAGCCACCUCAGCGACAGCUGGAUGCGCCGCUGAGAAUGCCCAUUACGAACGUCUUCAAGGGUGGUCAGACAGCCAUCUCUUCUGGCAUUGGCGUCAGCGGUAGACUUGUUGCGGGCGUCUUGUCCAUCGGAGAUCGACUGAGCGUCGUCCCAGGUGACGAGAGCGGCGUCGUCCGAGCAAUCGAUGUCGAUGGGGAGAGCGCGCCGUGGGCCGUAGCUGGCUCGUCUGUCACCGUCUUUCUCGGGGGCAUCGACAUGAUCUUUAUCAACAUUGGCUCGGUUUUGUGCCCUCCGACGGCGCCCGUACCCGUCGUGUCGAACAUCGUCGCUCAGGUCCUCGUCUUUGAGCCUACACUGCCGCUGCUGGCCGGCACAUCGCUGGAGCUAUUCCACCAUUCGUCGAACCUCAGCGUGACACUGUCGGAGCUCAUUGCGACGCUCGAUCUCAAGACGGGCGCCGUCAUCAAGACGAAACCUAGGGUGCUUUCCCGAGGCGUCACGGCCAAGGUCAGAAUCACUCUGGCCCAAGCGACGCCGUUUGAGCCAUUUGCAAUCAGCAGAGACAUGGGCAGGGUGCUUCUCCGCAUGCAUGGCGAAACUGUCGCGGCGGGCAUUGUGCUAGAGACUUUGUAG